This is a messenger RNA of Magallana angulata, 1147 nucleotides long. RefSeq lists its product as uncharacterized. Lineage: Eukaryota; Metazoa; Mollusca; Bivalvia; Ostreida; Ostreidae. The record is from RefSeq and is a predicted model, not a curated record. The coding region runs from base 204 to 1094 and encodes 296 amino acids. The transcript is spliced from 6 exons.
UACAGAAAUUGAUCACAACAUUCGAAUAUUGUUCAAAUAAUAAAAGUUGUCUAAUAUGAAAAGGAUUUCUAUAAAUAACUAGUAAUUAAUUGCGGUACUAAUUCCCAUGGAAUUUGGUUGUUAUAGAGCAUGGCAUUCAAGUGAGUAUUUAAUUAAUUUCGACAACAGAUUUAGCUUAGUACUGAUGCCAUAUCAGUUCUAACAUGGAGGUUAUCAUUGGAGGAUCUGGUGUAUUGGUGCAAUUCUUCGUUUAUAAUAUUGCCACUGAUAUUUCAGUUUGUUUUCAAAAUGUAACAGGACUCCGCGAAUGUUGCAGCGACUAUAGAAAUGUUUCUGGAAAAUGCGAAAAAUGCAUCGGUUUGUUUGGGAAGAAUUGUACCACUGAAUGCAGUGAUGGUUAUUAUGGGCAUGGCUGCCGCUAUAGGUGUAACUGCACAGAACAGUUUCAGAUUUGUGAUUCAAAACACGGAUGCAUUGAAGAGUCUACGAGAAAUUCGAAUUCAGUAUCAAACUCCUAUGGAUAUGCUCUUUGUGGCUUCAUGUUUCUUCUAUUAAUGGGAGUUAUUACUUACUUUAACCAAAAAAUGAGAAAACGAAACAUGUCAAGUGGAAGAUCUUCAGAUAAGGAUGGCGAAAAGCAAGAUAUCCAGGUAGAUGGCAUUUACUCAUAUAUAAAAGAACCAAGGAUUCACGAUCAAUCUAGAAAUUUCGAUUUACCCAAUUACUUCUGUGACAAUACUGAGCCAAACAGAAUGGACAUAGCCAAAAAUAAAACACCAAGCCAAGUCAGAUUACCGUUAACUCGCUCUGAAAUGCUAGACUCAAACGUAUACGAUCUUUGCAACAGAUUAAACAGUCCAUCAUCUUCGCCUAUCUACUCAAGCGUAAUAAACCAUGACUAUGACUUUGCAUGUUUCAAAUCAUCCAGAUCUUUAUCUUUAUCAAAAUUAGAAGACAACAAUGGUAGUCGAUAUCAUAAAGAAAAUAAUGAAGGCCUCAUUAACCAGUAUGAUGAAUUUCGACCUAUGAUGAAUCGUCCAUAUAGUUCCGUGAAAUACGACAGACAAACCACAACGGACACCAAUGAUGAGUGAAGUAAUUCAUUUAAGGGAUACGGUGACAAUUUUGGUCAAUUGUUUUUCCCGGU